This is a messenger RNA of Lymnaea stagnalis (great pond snail), 444 nucleotides long. The record is from the annotation of a GenBank genome assembly. NCBI's taxonomy places the organism in Eukaryota, Metazoa, Mollusca, Gastropoda, Lymnaeidae.
GUGCUGACCUGCAUGCUGGUGGCGGCACGCGCGUUCCUCGCGCGCAUCGAACAGUGCGAGCCCAUAGAGAUACCCCGCUGCCGGGCCAUGCCGUACAACAUGACCCAGAUGCCGAACCUCCUGCACCACGGCACCCAGGAGAACGCCAGGCUCGUGUUCGAGAAGUUCGAGGUCCUCCUGGACCAGAGGUGCAGCGACGUCCUCCUGUUCCUGCUCUGCUCGCUCCACGUGCCCAUCUGCGCCGUCGCGCUCCAGCCCGAGGCCAUACCCCCGUGCAGGAGCGUGUGCGAGAAGGCGCGAGCGGGGUGCGAGCCCCUGAUGAACUCGUACAACGUGUCGUGGCCCGACACGCUGGAGUGCUCACGCCUGCCGAGAUACGAGCGUGGGGUGUGCGUGAGCCCCGAGGCCUUUGUCAAGCCCACCCAGAAGAAGAAAGGUAAGUAA